Zophobas morio is the source of this 756-nucleotide messenger RNA. RefSeq lists its product as uncharacterized. The transcript has 4 exons. Lineage: Eukaryota; Metazoa; Arthropoda; Insecta; Coleoptera; Tenebrionidae. Gene Ontology annotation, biological process: sleep; regulation of synaptic transmission, cholinergic; positive regulation of voltage-gated potassium channel activity. The coding region runs from base 127 to 594 and encodes 155 amino acids. The record is from RefSeq and is a predicted model, not a curated record.
CAUCGCUAGUUGACAGGGCAGUUUGGCACAGUUGUUUACAUGUCAUAGCAUUAAGGUUAUGUUUAUAAAAUUUAAUAAUACAUUUUUUUUAAAUAUAUUUGUGCCUUUUGUCACUGUCCUCUCAUAAUGAACAACUUGGUCAUCCUUUGUUUCUUCUCAACAUUUUUUAUGCACGCUUCCGCCUUGUGGUGCUACCAAUGCGUUUCGAAUCAGCCAGGCUGUGGGACCCCUUUUAACUGGCUUUGGCAUUGGACAAAAGUGUGUCCGGAAGACGAUGAUGUUUGUGUUAAAAUAAUUGAAGAAAAAAACGGAGAGACUGUAAUAACUAGAGAUUGUCUGAGUUCUUUGCAAGGCAUCCGAACUGACAUUCCUGCCGAUCAUUAUGAAGGUUGUAGGCCAGCAGCUGUAGAUGUGAGAUUGGGGCAUUAUGUAAAUAAUAGCAUUAAAGAGCUUGACAUACAUAGAAAUUAUUAUGAUAAAACGACGUGGUGUUUCUGCUUUCUUGACCACCGAUGUAAUAGCGCAUUGACGAUAUAUCCGUCUAUUGUUGUGGCUGUUGUCGCCACAAGUGUUAUGAUUUUAAACCUUUUAUAAUGUAUCUGAUUAAGUUUAUGCUAAGUCCGUCCAUUUUAUAAAAAGUGUAUUUUUUUAUUUUAUUUUGUUGACAAUUAAUUUUACUGAUUUUUAAAUGAAUCGAAUCAGAGAUCUGUGGUUGAUAUUUUUUUUUACAUUUUUUGAAUAAAAAAAUGAAACAUU